AUGGUAACACCACAUAACUCUCUUCUUCAAUUUCCCACAAAAAAGAAAAAUAUAAUUAUGAUUGGUUUGGAAUCUUUGGAUACUACUUACUAUUCGACAAAGAAUGGUGGUUGUAUAAACAAUAUAAUAAUUAAGAACAUGGAAGAGAUGGCACUUGAUAAAAAUAAUGUCCAUUUUUCACAUUUGAAAUAUCCAAAACUUGGGGGAAUGAGUACAAUAUCGAGAACAGGGUUUACUUUAGGAAGCACAUUUGCGGCAUUAUGUGGUGCUCCUUUCAUGGGGAAGAAUGAGCCAACUGGAACGACAGAAGGAUAUUUAAACAAUUUAACAUGUUUAGGAGAGUUACUAAACGAAGCGAAUUAUAUUACUUCAACGACAUAUGGAAGUCUUCCAUUUGACUGGGGAUAUGGUCAUAUAUUUGAUUAUCAUCAUUAUCAAAGAAUUAAUGUUGUGGGAGAAAUCUUGAAAAAUCAAACCAAUAGUUUUUGGUUCGAUGAUUAUUUAACAUAUGGCGUUUUCAAAACUGAACUCAACUUUCUAUCAAAACAAGGAAAACCUUUCUUUGCAUUCAUGCCAACACUUGAUACUCAUGAGCCAGGUUCUUCGUGCUAUUUAUGCCCUAAAGAAGAUAAUAAGAUGCUUCAGGCGGUAAAAUGUGCCGAUAAUCAAUUGAAAAAUUUCUUAAGUUGGGCAAAAAAUCAACAAUGGUACAAUAAUACUGUCUUCAUGAUAUUUGGUGAUCAUGUGACAAGGGAGAUUGGUAUUCAAGAAAUUGCUAAAGCGCAAAACUAUAAAAGAGCAUCAUAUGACCUUAUUAUCAAUUCAGAAUUAAAGUCAAAUAAUACUUAUGAAAGAUUGUUUACGUCGUUUGAUCUUAUGCCAACAGUUCUAGCUGCGGCAGGAGUAAAGAUAAAAGGAGAUAGAUUGGGUCAGGGUGUAAAUUUAUUUUCAGAUAUUCCAACUCACUAUGAAACCUAUGGUACUAAAUUUGGCAAUAGUUUUGAUGAUGUAAACAAAUGGUAUGAAACUGUAAUCAUGCAUAAGCCAACUGCCUGUGAUGAUUCCAACCCUUGCAUUUUCAUGCAGUCUUUAAUACUUGAUACAAAAUAUUCAAAUUUGAACAUAUCAAAUUAA
This is a messenger RNA of Trichomonas vaginalis G3, 1134 nucleotides long. Its product is annotated as lipoteichoic acid synthase family. The transcript has a single exon. The record is from RefSeq and is a predicted model, not a curated record. Bases 1 to 1134 code for a protein of 377 amino acids. NCBI's taxonomy places the organism in Eukaryota, Parabasalia, Trichomonadida, Trichomonadidae.